AACCCUAAACCCUUUUAAACUCUUCCUUGCUUCCCGAGUCUCUCCCCAACUCCCUCACCGGCAACCGCCGCUCCUUCAGUCGUCAUAUCCCCAUCUUCGCCGGCCUUCGCUAUCAUUUUUCGUUCAGAAGAAAGUGCCGGAUAACAAGGAGCGGAUAUGGGUACGCCGGGCAAUUUCGAGGAGCUACAGGAACUUUUUAGACACCACAUACAGUCCUUUGAUCACUUUGUUGAAGCAGGAUUGGAUACAUUAUUACUUUGCAUCAAACCUAUCACAGUCUAUGACUCUUCCACUAAGACUAGCCUCAGGAUAUGGCUGGGUAAAUCUCAUUUAUUUGCACCGGUAAAGGACCAAAUGUCGAAAGCAAUGAAGGAGCCUCUCCUCCCUUUUGAAUGUCGGCAGGCUAAAAUCUCUUAUACAGGAAAGUUCAUUGCUGAAGUUUGCUUUGAGUAUGGUAAUAAAGGAGUUGCUAUAAGAGACAACUUCAAUUUUGGGCAGAUUCCCAUAAUGCUAAAGUCAAAACUUUGCCACUUGCGAAAUGCCGAUCCCCAAAAAUUAGUUUCUUACAAAGAAGAGUCAUCGGAGAUGGGUGGUUACUUCAUCUUGAAUGGGCUUGAAAGAGUUGUUCGUCUUUUAAUAAUGCCAAAGAGGAACUAUCCAACGAGUACGGUUCGUAGCUCAUUUCGUGAUCGUCGAGAAGGAUAUACUGAUAAAGCAGUUGUUAUAAGAUGUGUAAGAGAAGAUGAGUCUUCAGUGACAGUCAAACUGUACUACCUCCGAAAUGGAAGUGCAAGACUUGGAUUCUGGGUACAGGGAAGGGAGUACCUGCUUCCUGUUGGCAUUGUUUUAAAGGCCCUUAUUGACACAAAUGAUCGUGAAAUUUAUGCGAGCUUGACCUGCUGCUAUAAUGAGAAGUAUGACAAGGGAAAAGGUGUUGUUGGCACCCAGCUUCUGGGUGAAAGAGCACAAAUUAUUCUAGAUGAAGUUCGAGAUUUGUCCCUUUUUAAUCGUAUUCAAUGUCUAGAGCACAUUGGAGAGCAUUUCCAACCUAUUAUGCAGGGACUGGAAAACGCAAGUCAUUCUGCUAUUGCAGAUGCUGUUCUGAAGGACUACAUAUUUGUUCACCUUGAUAACAAUCACGACAAGUUCAAUUUGCUCAUUUUUAUGGUGCAGAAGCUUUUUUCAUUCAUAGAUCAGACUUCAGUGACAGACAGCCCAGAUUCCCUGCAAAAUCAUGAAGUCUUACUCCCUGGUCACUUGAUUACCCUUUAUAUGAAGGAAAAAUUAGAAGAUUGGUUGUACAAGGUAAAGAAGCUUCUUCAAGAUGAGAUCGACAAAAAGGGCAAAUCUUUUGAUUUGGGCGACUUGGCUCAAGUAAAGAAGGUUAUGGAUAAAGCUCCGGCAAAACACGUCAGUUUAGCAGUUGAAAACAUGUUAAAAACUGGAAGGCUUGUUACUCAAACAGGUCUAGAUUUGCAGCAGAGGGCAGGCUAUACAGUUCAGGCAGAGAGGCUUAAUUAUUUACGUUUCAUUUCUCAUUUUCGUGCGGUUCAUCGAGGGGCUUCAUUUGCUGGACUUCGUACAACCAGUGUGCGGAAGUUGUUACCUGAAUCUUGGGGUUUCCUCUGCCCUGUUCACACACCUGAUGGGGAACCUUGUGGCUUACUAAAUCAUAUGACUUGCAAUUGCCGAAUUACAUCGCACUACGAUUCACAAGGAGAACUUAGAGACUUCUACAAGAUUAGAAUGUCUAUCCUCAGUGUUUUGGUUCAGGUUGGAAUGUCGCCUGCAUUGCCAAAGUUGGUUCAAGCUGGUCCUCCUGAAGUUCUUUCUGUUCUCUUGGAUGGUCGUAUAGUUGGUUCUAUAUCUUCCAGUGUAAUUGAGAAAGUUGUGGCUCAUUUACGGAAAUUGAAAGUCUCACCUGAUUCAGGGAUUCCCGAUGAUCUCGAAGUGGGAUAUGUUCCUUUAAGCAUCGAUGGUACUUAUCCUGGUUUGUACCUGUUCACUUGUCCUUCUAGAUUUGUUCGGCCAGUCAAAAAUAUUUCAAUCCCUUCUACCGAAGGCCAAAAUAUUGAACUUAUUGGCCCAUUUGAGCAGGUUUUCAUGGAAAUAAAAUGUCCUGAUGGUGGGGAUGGCGGAAGAAAAGAUGCGUUUCCUGCCACUCAUGAAGAAAUACAUCCAACUGGCAUGCUAAGUGUGGUAGCUAAUCUUACACCUUGGUCAGAUCAUAAUCAGAGUCCACGUAACAUGUACCAGUGUCAGAUGGGAAAACAAACAAUGGGUUUCUCUUUACAAGCGCUUCACUGUCGUGCUGAUCAAAAACUAUAUCAUCUUCAGACUCCGCAAUCUCCCAUUGUGCGCACAAGUACAUAUACAAAGUACAACUUGGAUGAGUAUCCAAUAGGCACUAAUGCAAUAGUUGCUGUAUUGGCUUAUACCGGAUACGAUAUGGAAGAUGCCAUGAUUCUAAAUAAGUCAUCUGUGGAUCGUGGAAUGUUUCGUGGACAAAUAUAUCAGACAGAGACAGUUGACUUAUCUGAUCAAGGUAGCAGGUCUGAUAGGUCUCAAACAAUGUUUAGAAGAAGUAACGUUGAUAAAUCAAUGCAUUCUUUGAUUGAUUCAGAUGGCCUCCCUUAUGUUGGUCAGACAAUAAAUCCAAACGAACCCUUUUGUUGCAUUUACAAUGAGGUAACAGGUGAUACAAGAACCAGCAAAAAAAAAGGUUCAGAACCUGCUGUUGUUGACUAUGUUUCUGUUGACAUGAAGACCAAGAAACAUGUUUAUAAGGCCAAUAUACGCUUUCGACAACCUAGGAAUCCUGUGAUUGGUGAUAAAUUUAGCAGCCGACAUGGGCAGAAAGGUGUGUGCUCGCAGUUGUGGCCUGAUAUUGAUAUGCCAUUUUCUGGGAUUACAGGAAUGCGUCCAGAUCUUAUUAUAAAUCCUCAUGCAUUUCCUUCAAGGAUGACAAUAGCCAUGCUUUUGGAAUCAAUUGCUGCCAAGGGAGGUAGCUUGGAAGGAAAAUUUGUCAAUGCGACGCCAUUUUCUAGUUCAGUUAAAAAUCCUAAUGAAGGAACUGAAUCAAAACAUCACAAUGGACUUGUUGAUGAACUUGGUCAAAAGUUAAAAGAGAAGGGAUUUAAUUACCUUGGCCUUGAGGUGUUAUACAGUGGGGUUUAUGGUACAGAACUCACAUGUGAGAUCUUUAUGGGUCCUGUCUAUUAUCAACGAUUACGGCACAUGGUUUCUGAUAAAUUUCAGGUUCGGUCCACAGGAACAAUAGACCAGGUGACCCGGCAACCCAUCAAAGGUCGAAAACGUGGGGGUGGUAUUCGUUUUGGGGAGAUGGAAAGAGACUCCAUGCUUGCCCAUGGAGCUUCAUACUUGUUGCACGAUAGGCUUCAUACAUGUUCCGAUCUUCAUAUUGCUAACGUGUGUUCUCUGUGCGGAAGCCUCCUCACAACAUCGUUCCUUCAGCACCAAAAGCGGGUUGUUCCCCAAGUGGGCGGGUUACCUCCCAGGCAAGCCUCUAGAAAGAUCACAUGCCAUUUGUGUCAAUCGAGUAAAGGGAUGGAGACCGUCGCAAUGCCCUUUGUUUUCAGGUAUUUGGCUGCAGAGUUAGCUGCUAUGAACAUAAAAAUGAGCCUCCAGCUAAGUAAUGGUGCCACAGCCUGAUUGAUUUGUCUCCACAGUUAGAAGCUGAGGAAACAGGAGUAAGAAAUAUUCUCAAUUUUGUUGUACAUAUUUAUUGAUUUUUCACAUGGCUGAGGCUGUAUCAAUAGGCAGGUGACUAAUUGCCAAGUUAUAGUAGUUAGUAGAUGAUGAUGAUGAUGAUCUUCAAUUUUGAAAUGAAAAUAUGGAUGAACCCUAUUUGUGUUUUGAGACUGAUCCCUGGAGAGAUUAGGAUUCUUCACUUUUUAGUCUUAAUGCUCAUUAUUUUUUACACUUUUGCUCUAUGAGUUUGAAGUUGUAUUGUAUCUCAUUUUUAUGGAUGUUGUGGAAAUCAUAUCCCAAUAUUUAUUCACAUUUUAUUGUUCUCUAA
This is a messenger RNA of Humulus lupulus (European hop), 4039 nucleotides long. RefSeq names its product DNA-directed RNA polymerase I subunit 2. The coding region runs from base 157 to 3672 and encodes 1171 amino acids. Gene Ontology annotation, cellular component: RNA polymerase I complex; nucleus. Gene Ontology annotation, biological process: DNA-templated transcription. The transcript is spliced from 28 exons. The record is from RefSeq and is a predicted model, not a curated record. NCBI's taxonomy places the organism in Eukaryota, Viridiplantae, Streptophyta, Magnoliopsida, Rosales, Cannabaceae. Gene Ontology annotation, molecular function: ribonucleoside binding; DNA binding; DNA-directed RNA polymerase activity.